This is a messenger RNA of Cherax quadricarinatus, 1464 nucleotides long. The record is from RefSeq and is a predicted model, not a curated record. NCBI's taxonomy places the organism in Eukaryota, Metazoa, Arthropoda, Malacostraca, Decapoda, Parastacidae.
UCCUCCACAACCAUGAACGUCCUGGUGAUUGUUGGCGUCCUGGCCGCAUUCUGCAUUGCGGUCAUAAACGCUGCUCCUGCCCCAGAUGCCGAGCCUGGCCACUUUGGAGGCUUCAGUGGAGGUUUUGGAGGCUUCAGAGGAGGAUAUGGUGGCUUCGGGUACCGUGGGAAGAGGAGUGCUGAAGCUGACCCAGAGGCCGACGCUGAUCCUGAAGCUGAUCCCGGUCGCUUUGGUCAUGGUGGAUUUGGAAGUUUCGGAGAAGGCUUCGGAGGCUUCGGUGGAGGAUAUGGUGGAUACCGUGGAAAGAGGAGCGCUGAUGCUGAGCCUGAAGCAGAUCCCGGUCGCUUUGGCCAUGGAGGAUUUGGAAGUUUUGGAGGAGGCUUUGGAGGCUUUGGUGGAGGAUAUGAUGGAUACCGAGGAAAGAGGAGCGCUGAUGCUGAGCCUGAAGCAGAUCCCGGUCGCUUUGGUCAUGGAGGAUUUGGAAGUUUCGGAGGAGGCUUCGGAGGCUUCGGUGGAGGAUAUGGUGGAUACCGAGGAAAGAGGAACGCUGAAGCUGAUGCUGAGCCUGAAGCUGAUCCCGGUCACUUUGGUCAUGGAAGCUUUGGUGGUUUUGGAGGAAAUUUUGGAGGCUUUUGGGGAGGAUAUGGCGGAUACCGAGGAAAGAGGAACGCUGAAGCUGAUCCCGGUCACUUUGGUCAUGGUAGCUUUGGUGGUUUUGGAGGAGGUAGUUUUGGAGGCUUCCGACGCCCAUACCACGGUUGGCACACAUACGAGGAUUAUGGGGUGAUACAAAGUCAUUUUGAGGGUAAAAGCUCCCUCUGGGAGACCAGCAAAGGCACCAGCCACUCAUUUUCCUUGUUGGGCCAUAUGGACAGCCCCAUGCUUGUCAAAGAAGCUGUGGAUGUCAGCUUCGUCCGCCCACGAGGCGCUACCUUCAUCUUGACACAGUCGACCCAGAGAUCCUCCACAACCAUGAACGUCCUGGUCAUUGUUGGCGUCCUGGCCGCAUUCUGCAUUGCGGUCAUAAACGCUGCUCCUGCCCCAGAUGCCGAGCCUGGCCACUUUGGAGGCUUCAGUGGAGGUUUUGGAGGCUUCAGAGGAGGAUAUGGUGGCUUCGGGUACCGUGGGAAGAGGAGUGCUGAAGCUGACCCAGAGGCCGACGCUGAUCCUGAAGCUGAUCCCGGUCGCUUUGGUCAUGGAGGAUUUGGAAGUUUCGGAGGAGGCUUCGGAGGCUUCGGUGGAGGAUAUGGUGGAUACCGAGGAAAGAGGAACGCUGAAGCUGAUGCUGAGCCUGAAGCUGAUCCCGGUCACUUUGGUCAUGGAAGCUUUGGUGGUUUUGGAGGAAAUUUUGGAGGCUUCGGGGGAGGAUAUGGCGGAUACCGAGGAAAAAGGAAAGCGUUUUUUCUUAUUAAAUAUUUGAAAGAAAUAAAGUACAUUUUUGACUUUGUUCAAAGUGCAGGGUAG